Myxocyprinus asiaticus (Chinese sucker) is the source of this 2505-nucleotide messenger RNA. Its product is annotated as F-box and WD repeat domain-containing 11-B. Gene Ontology annotation, molecular function: protein dimerization activity. The record is from RefSeq and is a predicted model, not a curated record. The coding region runs from base 47 to 1645 and encodes 532 amino acids. NCBI's taxonomy places the organism in Eukaryota, Metazoa, Chordata, Actinopteri, Cypriniformes, Catostomidae. The transcript is spliced from 13 exons.
CGCAGGGCGGGGUUUCCAUUUUCACUGCGAGUUUCGGGGAACAAACAUGGAGCCGGAGAUGGAGGACAAAACCCUGGAGCUGAUGAACACCUCUGUCAUGGACUCGCAGACUGCAGACCGCUCCCCAAAGAUCACCACAGUGUUUAAGCAUACCUAUCUCUGUCCUCAGGUGAGUAAUGGGCUGCUGACAGGCUCCAGGAAGCGACCGUCGGAGGGAAAUUACGAGAAGGAGAAGGACGUGUGCAUCCAGCUCUUUGAUCAGUGGUCUGAGGCGGAUCAGGUGGAGUUUGUGGAACACCUGAUCUCACGUAUGUGCCAUUACCAACACGGCCACAUAAACUCCUACCUCAAACCCAUGCUCCAAAGGGACUUCAUCACGGCACUGCCAGCUCAGGGUCUGGAUCAUAUAGCGGAGAACAUCCUGUCUUUUCUGGACGCACGCUCACUAUGUUCGGCAGAGCUGGUGUGUAAGGAAUGGCAGCGUGUGAUUUCCGAAGGCAUGUUGUGGAAGAAGCUGAUCGAGCGGAUGGUUCGGACAGACCCGCUAUGGAAAGGUCUCUCAGAAAGACACCAGUGGGAAAAAUACCUGUUCAAGAACCGCACAACAGAAGUUCCUCCGAACUCAUACUAUCGCUCUCUUUAUCCGAAAAUCAUUCAGGACAUUGAGACCAUCGAGGCAAACUGGAGGUGUGGCCGACAUAACCUGCAGAGGAUCCAGUGUAGAUCGGAGAACAGCAAAGGCGUUUACUGCCUCCAGUAUGACGAUGAAAAGAUCAUCAGCGGUCUACGAGAUAACUCCAUCAAGAUAUGGGACAAACAGUCUCUGGAGUGUUUGAAGAUCCUGACGGGGCACACAGGCUCUGUGCUGUGUCUGCAAUACGAUGAGAGAGUCAUUGUUACCGGCUCCUCUGAUUCCACUGUCAGAGUCUGGGAUGUGAACUCCGGGGAAGUUCUGAACACUUUGAUCCAUCACAAUGAGGCUGUGCUCCACCUGCGGUUCUGCAAUGGGCUGAUGGUGACCUGCUCCAAGGAUCGCUCCAUCGCCGUGUGGGACAUGGCCUCUCCCACAGACAUCAGCCUUCGCCGUGUUCUUGUCGGCCAUCGAGCUGCCGUCAAUGUGGUUGAUUUUGACGACAAGUACAUUGUCUCCGCCUCGGGGGAUCGGACCAUAAAGGUGUGGAGUACGAGCACCUGUGAGUUUGUUCGGACACUAAACGGUCAUAAGCGAGGUAUCGCCUGCCUGCAGUACAGAGACAGACUCGUGGUCAGCGGCUCUUCGGACAACACCAUCAGGCUGUGGGAUAUCGAGUGUGGAGCAUGUUUGCGGGUUUUGGAAGGGCAUGAGGAGCUUGUUCGUUGCAUUCGUUUUGAUAACAAGCGGAUUGUGAGUGGAGCAUAUGACGGUAAAAUUAAAGUAUGGGACCUGCAAGCUGCACUUGAUCCGCGAGCCCCAGCCAGCACUCUGUGUCUGCGUACGCUUGUGGAACAUUCUGGCCGAGUGUUCCGGCUCCAGUUUGACGAGUUCCAGAUCAUCAGCAGUUCCCAUGAUGACACUAUCCUUAUCUGGGAUUUCCUGAAUGUGUCAACCAAUGGACAGACAGAAGGACGAUCACCGUCCCGCACGUAUACCUACAUAUCCAGAUAGCAGGGAAGCCCUGGUGGCGUGCGGAGUGUGUGUGAGUGUGUGUGGGGACUGUUCGGCUGACCCAGUCUCUGUGGAAGUGUGCCAGGAUCAAAGGUCGAAGAACGCCACCACUACCCCUCCCCAUCACCCUCCUCUCUCCAUCUGUCCUUUUUGAUUUCUCCCCCUCUUCUAUCGUUCUGAGGGCCGUCCCCAACACACAAACAGAAUGGGUUGUCUUUCUCCCUCUCUGCGGAGGAGGAGGUGGAGAAAAGAUGGAGAGAGCGAUGCCAUGAAGCAGAGAACGUGUGGGUGUGGAGCCCCGCCCCCUCGUACAGAGUGACGGCUGCCCCGGCUCCGCCCCCUGGGCCCAUGAACUCUGUAUCUGUCUUUUUGUUUGUUUAUUUUUAUUAACGUAAAGAAGAAAAGAAAAACUAAAGGGAGAAGGCAAGGUCUAAGAAGACCUGAGUGCUUUCCUUCCCUCAGAACUGUUCUGCAUGAUUGAGAGAUGGGACAUAAUGUGUGCUGGUCAAACCUCGGUUUCUGUCUUAUGUUGUUUUUUUAUGCUUUUCCUUUUUUAAGUUGGGAAAUUGACUUCUCUUUUGCUUUUCUCGUAAAAUCGUAUGAAUAAUUGUAGUUUUUUGACUUAUCUCCUGAUGUGUCCCGCCAUUUCUCCAUUUUAGCGCUGUCUGUCUCGUUCCCCAUUCACUGUCUGCUUGUCUAGGUUCUGAAUGACCCAUAACUGAUCUGAAUUUAGUUGUAAACAGAAUUGUCUUGUCUAAAAUGGUGUUGUAUAUUGAAAAGAUUUUUUAAAGAAAAAAAUGCAUUAUUAAUAAGAAUAAAGUACUUGACUGUGAAGGAGUGUUAAGAAGCUUGCACAAGCA